GCAGUCAGCUGAAGUGGCCUGCAGUACUGCACUCUAACCACUGCGCCACCUCGGCUCCAGCAUAUUGGAUUUCUUGACAAAUCUUUGCAAAUACCCAUACACACACACACACACACACACACACACACACACACACACAUAUAUAUAAAGAAAAUAAAGUGCAAAAUUCUAUGCAGGAAAAUAGGAAGAAAGUAAACAUCUUUAUCUGCCAUUUGACCUGCUAAACAAUCCUGUUUUAAAAUUCAGAUUCAUCAUACAAUAUGCAAGAUUUGAAGAUUUCCAGGCCAAAACUGGCCUGUGACAUUUUGAUCUGGGACAGAACAGCAGAUGAUCUGCCCCUGCCCACCCCCCUCAGAUCAGAUGUUUCUCAAAGUAAACCAAGUGAUUUGAGAACAAGAGGUGGUAGAAUCAAAAUGGCGCUCUAUACCUGCCAUUAGAAAUACAAUAGUAAGAAACUAAAUAACAAUUUGCGGUGCUUUUGUGGAAUCUAACACCUCUUGUCUGACUAAGCAAGGCCAGCCCUGUUAUAGGUAUGUUGAUAAACAAAAAUUGGGUAGAUUUAGAAAAGAGAAAGUCCUGUGUUAGAGUAGAAGUUAGGCAUUCCAAAAUAACCCCAAAUUGGAACCAUCCCAGGAAUUGGAUUCCCCUUCAUAAUUACAAUGCUAUUUGAGACCAUGCUAAAUUGGGCUUUGAAUAUUUGGCUUAACUCCCUGGACUACAACCCCCAUCAUCAUCCUUCAGCAUUAGCGAAACUGUCUAAAAUGGUGUCUACAGUGAAAGUGGUACAACAUCUGGAGGACGACAUGUUCUCUAUUUAACACCAUGGCUUGAUAAAGCUCUUUAGCUGUUUUUGGCAGGACCAUAUCUUCACAGUGUUUCUUGGAGCUAAAUCUGAAGCUCCUUUGAGCCAAACUCUGAGAAAGUUCCCCAUUUGAUAUUUGAUGAACAAGGGGCAGCUGCUCAAAAUGUCAUCCUGGCCAUACUCAAGCUUCUGCCUGGAAUUGGGCAGGAUAACUACAGUAUCCCUUUCUUUCUUCUAUAUUUAAAAGUGUGGCGCUCAGACCAAAGAAGUUGCCAACCUCUAGUAAAGCAGAUAAUAUAGGUCAGGGACAGUCAUCCCUUCAAGGUAUGCAAGGUCACAAAGUAGGAGUCACCAGAAGCCCUGGAAUGUUCUUGAAGGCGCUUAGGCUCAGGGCAUGGUAACAAACUCUUCAAAGUCCAUUAAAGCCUCUCCCUACUUCAACUUAUAUCUAAUCCAGUCAAGAUGAACUUGUUUUGAGUUUCUUCCUCAUGCUUUCUACUUUCUCAGGACUCAGACAUCUUUUCUGUAGAGGCUCAACAUUGCCUUCCUCUACUUCCCUGAACAACCCACAUUCCAUCAAAGAUGGAUGCAAUUGCCAAGUUUAGCAGUAAAUGUCUUAAGACUUUGCUGCAUGGACUGCUUUGCUCACAUCGUUGACUUCUAUGAGAUUAUUUGACCUACAAUUGACGGGAUUUAGAGCCAUUCAUUAAUUCUUUCUUCAUGUCAUAUUCAGCAGUGACUCAAUCACAGUUAGAUACCUAUAGUUAAUUGUGCAUUUACUCCAAAAGGGUAAUUUGUUCAGCUGAGUAGAAGUUGCACUCUUGCUACUUUGAAGAUCCAUAGGAAUUGUGCUGCAGGUCUAUUUAAAGCAUUCAAGUCACAUGGGAUCAGGAAUCUUUACUAAUCCAUUCUUGGUGUGCCACCAGCUGCUUCUCCUUAAAAUAAAACUACCGGCAAACAGCAGGGAUCAGGAGGUGAAGAGAAGAACUACUACAUUUUACCUAAGAAAACUGGUCCUGCUUUCCAGCCAACAUGUCGGAUCAAAGCCCCUUUGAAACAGAUAUGAUAACCCUGAACCGAUAUGUCAUGGAGAAAGGACGGCGGGUGAAAGGGGCAACGGGAGAACUGACCCAGCUUUUGAACUCAACACUCACUGCCAUCAAGGCUAUCUCAUCAGCAGUCCGAAAGGCAGGUCUUGCUCAUAUGUAUGGAAUUGCAGGGAGCGUGAAUGUGACUGGGGACGAGCAGAAAAAACUGGAUGUGUUAUCCAAUUCUCUGGUUAUAAACAUGCUCCAAUCCUCCUACAGCACUUGCGUCCUGGUCUCUGAAGAGAAUAAAGAAGCAAUAAUCACUCCAAAAGAAAAGAGGGGUAAAUAUGUGGUGUGCUUUGAUCCACUAGAUGGCUCUUCCAACAUAGAUUGUUUAGCCUCAAUAGGAACAAUAUUUGCAAUUUACAAGAAGACCACUGAAGAUGAGCCUUCUGAAAAGGACGCCUUACAACCUGGACGCAACAUUGUGGCUGCAGGCUAUGCUCUGUAUGGCAGCGCAACACUGGUCGCCCUUUCAACAGGCCAAGGAGUGGACUGCUUUAUGUUGGAUCCUGGUCUUGGUGAAUUCAUUUUGGUGGAAAAAGAUGUGAAGAUUAAGAAGAAAGGAAAAAUCUAUAGUCUUAAUGAAGGUUAUGCAAAGUAUUUUGAUCCUGCUGUGACUGAAUAUUUACAGAAGAAGAAAUUUCCUGAGGAAGGUACAUCUCCUUAUGGAGCCAGAUACGUAGGCUCCAUGGUGGCUGAUGUUCAUCGUACCUUGGUGUAUGGCGGGAUAUUUUUAUAUCCAGCUAAUCAGAAAAGUCCCAAAGGAAAGCUGCGGCUCUUGUACGAAUGCAACCCCAUGGCUUUUAUCAUUGAACAGGCUGGAGGAAUAGCUACCACAGGCAAAGAGGCGGUGCUGGAUAUAAAGCCAGAGUCUAUUCAUCAGAGAGUCCCUUUUGUUGUUGGUUCUCCUGAAGAUGUUCAAGAAUAUCUUGCAUUUGUACAGAAACACCAGAAAAGCAGCUAAUGGCCCUCUAAAGUGCCGCCUCUAUUUGCUUUUGCUCUAUGCUCUGGAAAAAUAUGAAGCCACAAAGUCAAAGAAAUGUCCAAUCUGAUUAUUAUAAUAAGAAAGGCAUUGUUUUCUCCUCCCUUUUUUUUAAAAAAAGAAAAUCUUCAUUUAAAUAAAAAUAUCAAGAUCAUUUUUUAAAAAGAAACAACAAGGAUCUUUUUGAAUACCUCAUUUUCUCAGACACGUUUUGCAUGGGAAAUUUACUCCUCAUGUCUAGCAUAAAGUCAGCUAAAUAAUAAAAUCACACAUUGUCCAGUCUUGUGACCAGUAAGGCAAUGGCUUUAAUCUUUCCAUUUAGACUUGAUCAAAACACUAAAAAUGUUCUCCCCCCCCCAAAUGUUACGUCCACACUGUUGGCAAUUUUAUAUUGCCAGACUGGCCUUUAAUCUGUAUAGAUUAAAAUGGUUUUUCAUGAUUUGUUUCUUCUUUUGUUUUUUACAUAUAUCUUGCAUACCUAACUUUUAAAAGUUGAUUUUGCCUUCAGCCAACUAACACAAAUAACUUAUAUACCUUUAAAGCUCCCCAGAUUUGUCCCCCCCACCCCAUAUAAAGAAUUGAUUGUUGUGCCUAUAUGGCGACAUGAUUCUGGUACCGUGACAA
This is a messenger RNA of Thamnophis elegans (Western terrestrial garter snake), 3499 nucleotides long. RefSeq names its product fructose-bisphosphatase 2 (gene FBP2). The transcript is spliced from 7 exons. Gene Ontology annotation, biological process: fructose 1,6-bisphosphate metabolic process; fructose 6-phosphate metabolic process; sucrose biosynthetic process. Lineage: Eukaryota; Metazoa; Chordata; Lepidosauria; Squamata; Natricidae. Gene Ontology annotation, cellular component: cytoplasm; cytosol. Bases 1835 to 2857 code for a protein of 340 amino acids. The record is from RefSeq and is a predicted model, not a curated record. Gene Ontology annotation, molecular function: fructose 1,6-bisphosphate 1-phosphatase activity.